AUGCAUGACCGUGGGGAUUAUAAGUCAGGAUGGCAGUUGGAAAAGGAGUGGGAGGAAGCAGAGAAGGCAAGGAAGAGAAAUUUGGCUAUGGAAGGGGAUGAUCCAGAGGAGGGAGGCGCUGACCGAAGUGAUGAAGAUGAUGAUGAUUUGUUGUCCUUUGCAUGCUUUAUUUGUAGGCAGCCUUUUAUGGAUCCUAUUGCAACAAAGUGCAAGCACUAUUUCUGUGACCAUUGUGCUUUAAAGCACCAUUGAAGUAAUAAAAAGUGUAACAAAAAGUGCUUUGUAUGCAACGAGGAAACCCAUGGCAUAUUCAACAUUGCUUUUGAGAUACACAAAAAGAUGGCUGCUGAGAAAUAUUGCCGAGUUUGGCAUUCUUAUGUUUGUUCACAAGCUGGGCUCAAAACUCUUUACAUAGAAGAUCAGCAAUCAAGUUCAUUCUCUGUGAUCUAAUCUGAACGAUGUCCGAACUGUUAUCAUCAUUAUAGCGGAAUGGAUGAUGCUUUAUUGUAAGCUGGUCUUGGUGGUGGUUGAUGGUGUUUAUGCUAAGGCUCGGGACUUGAGUCCAUAUUGUGACUUGAUUCGAUUGGUAUAAGAAAAUUGCUGGUCCACUCCAAAAAAGGGAAAAAGAUUCUUUCCGUGUAAAGAGCCUAGAAGAAAGAUCAUCAGAGAGAGAGAGAGACAGAGGAUAGGAGUUUAGUAGCUAACAACUUAUCUCCUUGAGUUCAGAUUUGAGCAGAUUUAAGCCACCUUUCACUCCAACGGUUCAGAUCCAGCCUCCAGAUCUGGUGGGAUGAGAAUGACACCCUUUUUCUCUCAAAUCUGUAGCUCUGGGAUGGAGAUGGGCUGGUGAGGCUU
Ilex paraguariensis (yerba mate) is the source of this 855-nucleotide messenger RNA. Lineage: Eukaryota; Viridiplantae; Streptophyta; Magnoliopsida; Aquifoliales; Aquifoliaceae. The record is from the annotation of a GenBank genome assembly.